Pectinophora gossypiella (pink bollworm) is the source of this 573-nucleotide messenger RNA. RefSeq lists its product as uncharacterized. NCBI's taxonomy places the organism in Eukaryota, Metazoa, Arthropoda, Insecta, Lepidoptera, Gelechiidae. The record is from RefSeq and is a predicted model, not a curated record. The transcript has 2 exons. Bases 190 to 573 code for a protein of 127 amino acids.
CCAAACAAACCAACAGUCCGUCCCCUAUACAGUAAAAAAUAUCCAUAAAUAUGAGUGAAAUCACAAUGAAAUCUUACCGUUCAUAACUCUACGGCUUUGGAAGUCUGGCAUAGGGUUAUGGGGGGUGGGAACUAUGUAUUAGGCCCUGGGUAUAUGUGAAAUCACUGGUGGUCUCCGUAAUGAGGUGACAUGAGGUGCAACAUACCCAGCUGCAUACCCGGCGAUGGGGAAGAAGCCGUCAGACACCAACGGAGAUACCACAAGCCCACUGUCUUCAACCCCCCCAAACCACCAACGCCAUUGCUAGUAAAACUUAAGGCCAAGUUGUUAAGUAUCAUGAGUGAUAUCAAAGGGAAUUUAACAACGAUCUACAAUAGCACUUACUACUGGGGCAUAGUGAAGAGUGUCACAAUGUUCGUGCUGGGAAUGAAGUUGUUCUACGACAUCGCUGCGAAACUCGCUGCGGACUGUGAGGCCGAACGGGAGGCCAGGCGGCAGAAACAACAACUGAGGGAACUAUGCGAGGAAUGGGAAAAAUCACAUAAUAUGAAAAUUGUCAACUAUCACGAAUGA